AUGACCGAACUUGUGCUGGGCAGGAGGGAAUAUUGGCUCAAAUAUAUCACAUUAAUUGUGAUCCUUCAAGCGCAACUGUCAUCAGCGGUUUACAUAAAACUUCGGGAAAAGCAGACCAAGUGCUUCAUUGAAAACAUCGUCAAGAACGAAGUAGUCCUCCUUAUAUACAGGUCGCCCGAUCAGGCCGCUCUCCCAGCCAACGAGGCAGCAGUGCAAAACUUUGUUGGAGUGAAAUUGGUGGCCUCGAGUGCGAGCGGGACAGUGUUCGAAUCGAAGCUAGACAAGGAAGGAAGACUAGCCUUCACUUCCUCCGAGGACGGGGAUCACAAUCUGUGCUUCAGGUUGUUCUUGAGCUUUGUGCUCGCGGCUCUUGCCUUGUACAGUACUCUGACGAGAAUGGGCAGCAUCGAUGGACAAACUCUGGGUCAAGACUUCCGCGUCUACAUACAGAUUCAGCUUGGGACGGCAGGGGAGAACAAUGAUGCGUUGCUGAGGCGAGAUCAUUUGAGCUCCAUGGAGCUGAGGGUGAGGAAACUGUCGGACGAGAUCUCGAGGGUGCAGGAGCAGCAGCGAUACUUCAAGCAACGAGAGUCAAGGUUUUACGAGACCACCAAGUCCACACAUGAGAGAGCCCAGUGGUGCAGCAUCAUGCAGAUUGUUGCCAUGAUUGUCAUCUCCCUCGGCAAUCUGACCUAUCUGAGAACUUAUUUCAUGGCGAAGAAGCUGAUGUAA
This is a messenger RNA of Guillardia theta CCMP2712, 732 nucleotides long. RefSeq lists its product as hypothetical. Gene Ontology annotation, biological process: endoplasmic reticulum to Golgi vesicle-mediated transport; Golgi organization; intracellular protein transport. Gene Ontology annotation, cellular component: Golgi apparatus; endoplasmic reticulum-Golgi intermediate compartment; endoplasmic reticulum. NCBI's taxonomy places the organism in Eukaryota, Cryptophyceae, Pyrenomonadales, Geminigeraceae. The coding region runs from base 1 to 732 and encodes 243 amino acids. The transcript is spliced from 4 exons. The record is from RefSeq and is a predicted model, not a curated record.